CACUAAGUGACAACAUUCUGCACACAGUAAAUAUUGUCUCAUUUCUUGUGUCAGAUGGAUUAUUUUAGUGAUUUAAAAUUAGAUUUUGCUAAAAAUUUCAGUGAGUUAGUGCUUUAGAAUUAGGGGACAUAAAUAUUUGAGUUAGUGCUUUAGAAUUAGGGGACAUAAAUAUUAGAGUUAGUGCUUUAGGGCUAGUGGGACUCAGAUUAGUGCUGCUCACCACUGAUGGAUAUAAAAUGUUUUGAAGCCUAAUGUUUAACAAAAAACCCAAAAAUGUUAUGAAAUGUAAUGAAAAACAAGACAAAGCAUGAAAUGAAGGGUUACCAUGAAGGGUUUGGAUCAGUUCUUGGUUCUGGGUCAGGUACCAUGAAGGGUUUGGAUCAGUUCUUGGUUCUGGGUCAGGUACCAUGAAGGGUUUGGGUCUCAGAGGAGAGCUGUAAAAGUGAAACCUGAAUGAAUUUCUCGCCUGGUUGCCCUCACCGGAGCGAGCGGCGGUGGCUCCUCCUGUUUCCUGUCCGGUGGGUUGUCACGGCAGCGGUUGCCGUGGCGACGGGAGGCAACAGAAGAGGGAAACCUGAGCGGUGGAUCUUCUGGAGGAGAUGUUUAAUUCAUGGUGAGAGCUGACACCGUCUGCUGACCCGGGUUACUGUGCUGGUUCCAAUGAGACCCCCCCCCCCGCAGCUGGACCCUGGUUCUGACCGCUCGGCUCAGAUUUUUAAUUUAAACCUUUCUCAGAGUCCGACUGACCCGUCCUGGUGGUUCGGGGGAGGGGGUGAAGGAGACACUCAGUCCUGCAGCAGCUCUACUACUGUUCAACAAACGGGUCAGAACCACCUCGAGCCUGGUUCUGAUGGGUCUGAUAGGUCCACCUGCAGCGACGUCAUCAGGUUAGAUCAGAUCUCAGUAAGACUACACCGGACCUGGACAUUGAUAUCAGAACCAGAAGAGUCCGAAGCAGACACAGGACGGAGCAGAACGCUACGGUCCGAUCUGUUUGGAUCUGAGUCCAUACAGGGUCAAAGGUCACCUCAGCCGACCCAUGAUGACCAGAGUCCAGAUCAGGAAGGACAACCAGGAAGUGUUAGUGGUCCUGUGAGGAGCAGCCGGUCUGAAGGACCAUCUGAGGUCAGAACUGCAGGUCUGAAGGACAACUCGAGGACCACCUAAUGGGGGUCAGAACAGCAGGUUUGGAGGAGAACCUGAGGACCACCUGAGGGAUCAGAACGUGGAGUCGAUGCUGAAGAGGAGACAGAACCAUGGCUGCUGAAUCCAUGACUUUCUCUUAGUGGGAACCGAUCGAGGCCGAAACAAGAACAAGAACCCAAAAAACCUUGAAGAACCUUACAGGAUCUUGUAAAACCUCGCAGGACCUUGUAGAACUUUGCAGGACUUUGUAGAACUUUGCAGGACCUUGUAGAACUUUGCAGGACCUUGUAGAACUUUGCAGGACCUUGUAGAACUUUGCAGGACCUUGUAGAACUUUGCAGGACCUUGUAAAAACUUGCAGGACCUUGUAGAACUUUGCAGGACCUUGUAAGACCUUACAGGACCUUGAAGAAACUUGUAGGACCUUGAAGAACCUCAAAGAAACUUACAGGACCAAGUAAACCGUUGUAGAACCUCACAGGACCUUGUAGACCCUCACAGGACCUUGUAGAACCUCACAGGACCUUGUAGAACCUCACAGGACCUUGUAGAACCUCACAGGACCUUGUAGACCCUAGCAGGACCUCAGCGGUCAUGGUGAACACGGGCAUGCAGCUGAUCAGCUUCACGUGCGCGGUGACAGGCUGGAUCAUGGCCAUCGCGGUGACGGCGUUGCCUCAGUGGAAGGUGUCGGCCUUCAUCGGGAACAACAUCCUGACCUCGGAGAUGAAGUGGGAGGGGAUCUGGAUGAACUGCAUCUACCAGACCACGGGUCACAUGCAGUGUAAGACCUACGACUCCAUGUUGGCGCUGCCGCCCGACAUCCAGGCCGCCCGCGCCCUCAUGUGCCUCGCCAUCUUCAUGGGCUGGCUGUCCUGCACCGUGUCUUGCUGCGGCAUGAAGUGCACCACCUGCGCCGGCGACGACCGCCGCGCCAAGGCCGGCAUCGCGCUGGCGGGCGGGAUCCUCUUCAUCCUCACGGGUCUGUGCGUUCUGAUCCCCGUCUCCUGGACCGCCAACACGGUGAUCCAGGACUUCUACAACCCCAACGUGCCCACCAUGCACAAGCGGGAGCUGGGCCAGGCCAUCUACCUGGGCUGGGCCGCCGCCGUCAUCCUGAUGAUCAGCGGCGCCGUGCUGAGCAGCACCUGCCCCCUGAUGGAGCGGGGCGGCCGCUACCGCCGCGGAUACAUCGGGCGGAGCUUCGCCAACUCGCCGGCGCCGGAUCCCAUCAAACCCAUCGCCUCCAACAGUGUCCCUCUGCAGGAGUACGUGUAGAGGUCAGAGGUCAGAGGUCAGGGCUGCAGCUGGAGGGCACUGUUUGUUUACACGCUGGACCCUGGUCUUUGUUUGUUUGUUUAUUUACACACUGGACCCUGGUCUUUGUUUGUUUGUUUAUUUACACAC
Molecule: messenger RNA, 2553 nt
Organism: Austrofundulus limnaeus
Lineage: Eukaryota; Metazoa; Chordata; Actinopteri; Cyprinodontiformes; Rivulidae
Gene: cldn35
Product: claudin 35
Exons: 1
Coding region: 1741-2424 (227 amino acids)
Cellular component (GO): membrane; bicellular tight junction
Molecular function (GO): structural molecule activity
Source: RefSeq, a predicted model, not a curated record